CCGUCAUCCAAUCAAAACGUUUGUAUAGAAAACGGGCGGGCCUUAGUCGCCACUAGCGUCUUCUUCUUUGGUGCGACUUGUUGCAACUUCCGGCUGCAUCGUCCUCUGAAAAUCACAACCAUGGGCAGUGUUUUGGCUGCCAGUUCCCCCAACCCUCCACCACCAGCCUCUGGUGUUGCUGCUGCCCCCGGGUUGACGGUGCCAAAGGGCUUUGGGAUGCCUCCAGUCUCCCCGGUUAUACCCCCGACUGCGGCAGCCUCUGAACAGCAGCAGGAGGCAGAAAACCCUUUGCCGAACCCGGGCGCCUUCGAUGAGUGUCAUCGCAAAUGCAAAGAGGUUUUCCCUAUGCAGAUGGAAGGCGUCAGGCUGGUUGUUAACAAGGGCCUUAGCAACCACUUCCAGGUGAAUCACACUGUGCUGCUGAGCACCAUGGGCGAUUCCAGCUACAGGUUUGGUGCUACAUACGUUGGACCAAAGCAGACGGGUCCAGCCGAGUUUUUUCCAGUCAUGGUGGGAGACAUGGACAACAGCGGCAGCCUUAACGCUCAGAUCAUCCACCAGAUCACUAACGGAAUACGAUCCAAAGUGGCCUUCCAGACACAACAAAACAAGUUUGUGAACUGGCAAGGUGAUGCUGAGUUCAGGGGAGAAGAUUUUACUGCAACUGUUACACUUGGAAACCCAGAUGUCCUCGUCGGCUCUGGUAUUGUUGUAACUCAUUACCUCCAGUCCAUAACGCCGGCUCUGGCUCUGGGAGGGGAGCUGGUUUACCACCGUAGGCCAGCAGAGGAGGGCACGGUGAUGUCUUUGGUUGGCAGAUACACAGGCAGUAACUACAUCGCCACGUUGACACUCGGCUCAGCGGGAGCUCAUGCUUCUUACUACCACAAAGCCAAUGAUCAGCUGCAGGUCGGUGUGGAGUUUGAGGCGAGCGCCCGGAUGCAAGACACCAGUGUGUCAUUCGGUUACCAGCUAGAUGUACCUAAAGCCAAUUUACUGUUUAAAGGUUCAGUAGACAGCAACUGGAUAGUAGGUGCGACAUUAGAAAAGAAGUUGCUCCCACUGCCGCUCUCUCUGGCCCUUUGCGCCUUCCUCAACCACCGCAAGAACAAGUUCCAGUGCGGUUUUGGCGUCACCAUCGGUUAGACUGACUGAGCCGUUAUCGACCUGCGGACGGACUUCACAGAACCGACAGAUUCACUAUGGACGAACAGACUAUGCCAUGUGCUAAACACUACUGUGUGUCCCAUCACCUCCAGCUGUCUCCGACCUCCUUAGUAGAUUCGGCCAUUAUCAUGUCAUUGCUUUCCUAGAUCAUGUUUCAUCAACUAUGAUGAGUAGAAACACUUGAAAGGUAAAAAUGUACAUCUAAUGACUUUAAUCCUUUAAUCGCAUGAAUGAUCAGAAUUGUAACAAAGAAUGUGAUUGGUCAGGAAUUUGACUGUGGACUCUCGACGCAAACACACAAACCAAUAGUUAGAAAGACGCAACAUAUUAAGAGACGUUACAGAAUUACAGAGCUCUUUGUUUUUGUCACUGAGUUCAGUGCCUGUUGCGUUUUGUUUUAAAUUUUAUUCUUCUUUUUUUUUUUUUUUACCGUAAAAUCUGUCUGGGCGUGCAGUGAAUGAAAUCGUUGUCAGCGUUGGAAGAAGUGUGCUGUACUGUGUGUCACGUUCACAAUGCAUCACUUGUUUCGUUGCCUUUUUUUUUAAUGUUGCAUACAUUUGGAACAAUAUAUUUGACCUGUAUAUACCUCUUGGAAAGUGAUAAAUACCAUUUCUUACAAAAA
Xiphias gladius (swordfish) is the source of this 1789-nucleotide messenger RNA. RefSeq names its product translocase of outer mitochondrial membrane 40 homolog, like (gene tomm40l). NCBI's taxonomy places the organism in Eukaryota, Metazoa, Chordata, Actinopteri, Istiophoriformes, Xiphiidae. The record is from RefSeq and is a predicted model, not a curated record. Bases 121 to 1146 code for a protein of 341 amino acids. Gene Ontology annotation, biological process: protein import into mitochondrial matrix. The transcript is spliced from 10 exons. Gene Ontology annotation, molecular function: transmembrane protein transporter activity. Gene Ontology annotation, cellular component: mitochondrial outer membrane; mitochondrial outer membrane translocase complex.